This is a messenger RNA of Penaeus chinensis, 736 nucleotides long. Its product is annotated as histidine-rich glycoprotein-like. The record is from RefSeq and is a predicted model, not a curated record. Bases 49 to 651 code for a protein of 200 amino acids. NCBI's taxonomy places the organism in Eukaryota, Metazoa, Arthropoda, Malacostraca, Decapoda, Penaeidae. The transcript is spliced from 2 exons.
CAUUGCCGGAGUCACAUCACCUUGUUCUGUCUCACCAAUCCUGCAGAGAUGAAGUACUUGGUGUUUGUGCUCCUGGUGGCUGCCGCUUGCGCUUCUGAGGUGGAGAAGCGAGAGGCGGAGCCAAGUCGUGCCUACAGCUAUGGCCACGGUGUCCAGCUCCACGCCUACUACCCAAGCACCUCCUACCACCCCUAUCAUACCUACCACAAGAGGUCCGCCGAUCCUGAGGCCGAAGCCGAGCCUUCGUACCGUUCCUACCACUACCCAGGAUACUACAGUCCCUAUUCCUACGGCUACCACAACACGCCCUAUGUCCACCACCACCACAAGAGGUCCGCUGAGCCUGAGGCCGAAGCAGAGCCUUCUUACGGUUCCUCCUAUUUCUACGGCUACCAACCACACCACUAUAUUCCCUCCGUCCACCACCACCACCACAAGAGGUCUGCUGACCCCGUUGCUGAGGCUGAAGCUAGCUACGGCUACAGGUCAUACCACCCCUACCAAUACACACCCUAUACUCACAGCCACUACAAGAGAUCUGCCGAGCCAGAAGCUGAUCCUAGUUCCAGCUAUGGCCACCACCACCAGUCCGUGUACCGUCCCCACCAUAGCGGAGCUCACUAUGGUUACGGUUACCACACUCACCACUAAGGCACUGGGUGUUUAUAUGCUCUGAAGUUAUCUGAAAGAUCUUUAUAAUGAAAAUCUAUUUAAAAACAAUAAAAUCAGUCAAAAA